CCCGACUAACCGCUCUCCCUCUCACGAGCUUAAUCACCACACCACCAGCGCCACCUCGGGGGCUGUGUGAGUGCGCGUAAUGUGUGCUGUGUGCAAAAAAAAAGCUGCCGAUCGAUCGUACGGAUUUGUGCUGAGCACGUUACCCUACCACCCCACAAGCCCACCCUUCCACAGGCAAGGAAUCUCUCUCUCGCACACACCACGAUAGAAAGCGGGAAAGCGCGAGCCAAAUGGAAUGACACCGACGACUGUCCACGUGUGAGUGCGCGAGUUUCUUCUGAUGAGUGAGCGAGAUCACUCUCCCCGAUGCGCUCACACUCAUGGGCGAUGCAAUGCAAACCCCCUCGCUGCGGAUGUGUUGGUGCACCGUUGCUCUCGUACAUAUGUAAGAUACAGAUGAAGUCGGAGUUGAAUUGAAAAUGAAAUGGAAAUGAAAAUACAACCCACCUAUUUUUGUUUCAUUUCAAUGUUAUACGAUUAAGUGAUUCGUUCUCUAAUAUAUAUUUUUAAAACUGUUAUUUAUUAUUCGUGUGACUGCGGCGACGGUUUCUCGUGUGUUUCUCGGUGCUCCGCUCGCUGCAAGUGCUUCAACACAGUGUGGUCCGUAGCGUAUAGUAAGUAGUACAGAAGAAGUGUUUUGCAGCUCGCCUGCUUUGUUGAGGUGCAACCUGGUGCUCGUUUUAUGCUGAGUGUGUCUCUGCUCUGAUCGAAGGCGGCGGCGAGUUGGACUGUGAGUGGCGUGCAGCAAAAAGUACUAACCAAUUCGAUUACCUAUUGCCUGCCGAGUACUUUUGCACCUUGUGUCGCAGGAAAAGAAAUUACCACCAAAGAAAGAAGUGACCGCGGUCCGAUCCCGGAGUCGAAUUGCCGCAAAUUAGGGGGAAAUAAACGCCCCAAAACUGUUAAGAGAUUUCAGUCGUAUAAUUGGCAUCCGCGCGCCUACACUCGAAUCGAAGGCGAUUUCGAAUGAGUUACCGAGUUGUUCUCGGAAAGUGCAGUUAGUGAAAAUUGCCAAAUUGGCGGAAAAGUGAUGAGGAAAAAUGAAUUAAGGUGUGACGGUGAUUUGAUCGGCUAGUUUUUCCAGUGUUUUACGGUGAAAUGAGAAAGAAAUAAUUACUGGUGCAAACUGAAAAGGUGCUAUCGUUUUUUCUCCCAAGUCGAAAUGAAAAAUCAGCGGAAAAUAUGAGAAAAAAAGUUGAGUAGAGUGAGAAAAUCGGUGAUUGAUGCUACUUGUUAGGGUAGUGAAGAAGUGAUUGAUUUUUUUCUUUGUGCCUCAAGAUAAUUGACCACUCCGAAAAAGUGUUGCGUGUACGCAAAGAUAUUAUGGACAGUGCAAUGGAUUCGGCAUCGACGGCCAGUGAUCACAGCAUAGCGUCAUCGAACGACUCCCGCGGACGCAAUCUGUCUUCUCCUGCGAUGCCCCAUACGCACAACGGUGGCAGCCAUGUCCUGGACAAAACUCGGACUCCGACUCCGGUCAGUCCGGUGCACAACAGUCACAACUCGAGUCUGAAUCAUGGCCCCGGGCGACAGAUGGCCUCUAGUCCUUUGGGAGCGACACCUCAGCAGAUGAUGAGCAUGCCACAUCCGUUAAGUCCGCCACAUGUGUCGACGCCCACGUCUAUGGGAAUGGUUGGAAUGCCUCCUCGGAUGGCUGGCGGUCUGACGCACAUUCCGCCACAUGGACUUGGAUUGCUGAACUCCUUCAUGCACCAUGCCAGCCCGUUGGAUUUGAUGGCCGCUGCUCAUCAUCAUGUCCCUCCCCGGUCCUACAAUAGCCCGCCACCGAUUUCGAGUUCCGACCCAACGGCGAACGAAUGCAAACUAGUCGACUACCGAGGUCAAAAGGUGGCUGCCUUCAUCAUCCAGGGCGAAACGAUGCUGUGUCUUCCGCAAGCUUUCGAGCUGUUCCUGAAGCAUCUGGUGGGUGGUCUCCACACGGUGUACACCAAGUUGAAACGGCUGGACAUUGUCCCGCUGGUGUGCAACGUCGAGCAGGUGCGGAUAUUGCGAGGUCUCGGCGCCAUCCAGCCAGGAGUCAACCGGUGCAAGUUGCUGGCCUGCAAGGACUUCGAUGUCCUGUACCGCGACUGUACCACCGCCAGAUGCUUAUCGAUAAAACCACCUGAGAGUAACUCUCUGCUAUCGCACAGCUCUAGGCCUGGCAGACCACCGAAACGAGGCCCCGUGGGACUUUCGAUGCCGGCGUCGCACAUGUCCCAUCAUGCGGCGGCCGCCGCCGCUGCCGCCUCCCAGAUCAAAAAGCACCGGCUGGACAAUGGCGAGUUCGUCUACGAGAACGGACAUCUCAACGGAUUAACCAAUGGAAACAAGCAUGAUUUCUACCUAAUCUCAACUGGAUCCUCAGAUAUCUCCCGGCUGGACAAGUCACCCCUGCUGGCCAAUGGAUACAACGCUCCCCCGACGCAUUUGAAUCACAUUCCGUUCAUGCAAAUGAAUCCUCAUCCGGGCGGUGGCCACCCGCUGAUGAGCCCCGGUGUGAACGCGCACGGAAUCCCACGGCCAGAUGGGUCAAUUAUCAAGGGACAGAACAUCCCCGGCAUGGAGGCUAUUGCGAGAGCUGCGUAUGAGGACAUCGUCAAGCAUUUGGAGCGAUUACGCGAAGAGCGGGGUGACGACAGGACAGCAGCCCUCGAUCAAAAACCACGAGAUCUCAGUUCCCAGAGUGCACCUCCGCCAGAUUCGCCAAACGGUGCCAGCCCGGUGCUGAAUUUGUCCAAAUCCGGCGGCGAUCAGACCAGUGGUGGCGCCCCCAGUGAGCGAAGCAAUCAAAACUCGCCCGAGCCUUCGGUGCACGAAGAGGACGAAAACAUCAGCGAAGCCAACAUAUCGGACACCGAGGAACCCAACGAGAAGGAAGAAGACAUCAGCGACUGCGAGAGGGACAUUUCGUCACCUGUUCCGGCGACAGUUCCGGUUUCGCAGGACAUGGAAAGCCGUCAGCAGGCGCUGAACUACUCGAGUUUGGCGGCGACGGCGGCUGCAGUGGCUGUUGGCAAUGUACCGACGGCUCAGGAUCCAACGCUCUCGUCGACGGAGACGCUGCUGCGGAACAUCCAAGGCUUGCUGAAGGUGGCGGCCGAUAAUGCACGGCAGCAGGAGCGGCAGACCACUUAUGAGAAGGCCGAACUGAAGAUGGACGUAAUUCGAGAGCGCGAAGUCAAAGAUUCCCUGGAACGCCAGUUGGCCGACGAAAAGCGACUCCGAGGGCUUUAUCAGAAACGAUUCAAGAAAGAGCGGCGAUUGCGAGUUCAGCUGAAAGAGCGAUUAGAUGCCGAGCGGAAACGUCGCACCCAGCUGGAAGAGAUUAUCAAAGCCUCCGGAGCACCAGCCGAAGCGUUGCGGAUUAUCGCAGAAAACAUCAACAACGACCAGCAGCGGGAGAAGGAGCGGGAACGGGAAGCGGAAAGAGAGCGGGAGAAGGAGCGCGAGAAGGAACGCGAACGGGAGAAGGGACGUGACGAUCGGGAACGGAGCGAUUCGGACCGAAUGCGAGAUCGGGACUCCGAUAGGGAGCGGAGUCGAGAGCGACACGAACGGGAUCGGGACCGCGAGAGGGGUUCCUCGGUGGAGCGGUUUUCCAAGGAAGGCAGUCCGGUGGCUUCCCGAGGGGCCAGUCAGGAGGUUUCGCCACCGCAGCCGCAGGUGCCCGAGGGGAAACCGUGGAACUAUCCGGGGCUGGACAUCAUGGCGACCGGGGCGUUCUGGCAGAACUAUUCCGAAUCCCUCGCGCAGGAGCUGGAACUCGAGCGCAAGGUGCGACAACAGGCGGCCGAAGGCGAUGUAAAAGGGCCUCUCCAAGAUCGUUCCAAUUACUACAAAAACUCCGUACUGUACAGCAGUGCCACUUAGUUCCAGCAAUUACGGCUAAUCUUUUCAUCGCUCUCAAUAACAACAACAA
Messenger RNA from Aedes aegypti (yellow fever mosquito), 3922 nucleotides. RefSeq names its product dachshund homolog 2 (gene dac). Lineage: Eukaryota; Metazoa; Arthropoda; Insecta; Diptera; Culicidae. Bases 1324 to 3873 code for a protein of 849 amino acids. The record is from RefSeq and is a predicted model, not a curated record. The transcript is spliced from 12 exons.